Messenger RNA from Bacillus rossius redtenbacheri, 2841 nucleotides. RefSeq lists its product as uncharacterized. Bases 387 to 2123 code for a protein of 578 amino acids. NCBI's taxonomy places the organism in Eukaryota, Metazoa, Arthropoda, Insecta, Phasmatodea, Bacillidae. The record is from RefSeq and is a predicted model, not a curated record. Gene Ontology annotation, cellular component: nucleus. Gene Ontology annotation, molecular function: DNA binding. The transcript is spliced from 2 exons.
AUGAAUUUUUUCUGCAAAGUUGGUAAAUAAACGUGUUGUUUAAAUAUAGAAAAAGUGUUCCAGAAAAGGGAUAUUCCGAUGUUUCAUACAUAAAGAAUUACCUACAGUUUUUACCUGGUAGUUGUUUCCAGUAUGCCACGCAAUUACAAAAAAAAAGUUGGCGGCAGAACGUAUCGUAAUUGGACAGAUGACCAAUUAAAGGCUGCAAUUGAAGACAUUAAAUCUAAAAGAGAGAGUCUACGUUCAGCUUCUGAAAAGUCUGUUAACAUUUGAUUUCUAUCAUAAUUAAUUUUAAAGUUAUUGUAUAAAAUAUUAGGAGCACAAAGAUAAUGUUAAUCGUUUAAAUUUUCAGAUAUGGGAUCCAUAAAAACACUUUGUGGAAAAAAAUGCAUGGCGAAUUGUCAUCCAAAACAGGCGGACAACCUGUACUAACAGAGGAGGAAGAAAACGUAAUUGUUGCUCAUCUCAUCACUGUUGCAACUUUUGGCUUCCCCUUCACCAUUUUGGAUCUUCGAUUGGUGGUCAAAUCAUACCUUGACAGGUUAGGGCGAAUUGAAAGAAGAUUCCAACGUAACUUACCAGGUAAAGAUUGGGCAGAUUUGUUUUUGAGACGCCAUAAAAAGGAGCUAACUCAGCGGACAGCUCGUCCCAUUUCACGAGUUCGUGCUGCAUUAGAUAAGGAUGUUAUUGUUGAGUAUUUUAACCAUUUAGGCAACAGUAUUGAUGGAGUGCCUCCUUCUCAUAUAUGGAACUAUGAUGAGACGAAUAUAACGGACGACCCUGGAAAUAAGAAAGUACUCGUCAAGAGAGGAACCAAAUAUCCCGAUCAAAUUAAAAAUUCCACUAAGGCUUCAGUUUCUGUAAUGAUGUGUGGGAAUGCAGCAGGGGAAAUGGCCCCACCUUAUGUCACCUACAAGGCUGAAGGACUCUAUCAAAGUUGGACUGAGGGAGGACCACGUGGCACACGCUAUAAUCGCUCGAAAAGUGGUUGGUUUGAUGCUAGGAUAUUUGAGGAUUGGUUUGAGGGAUUGAUGCUCCCUAUACUAAAAAAGCAAGAUGGUGUUAAAAUUUUAAUAGGAGAUAAUUUAAGUUCUCACAUAAAUUAUCAUGUUGUUGAACUGUGUGAAGCUAAUAACAUAAGGUUUGUAGCAUUGCCUCCCAAUUCCACACACUUGUUGCAGCCAUUAGAUGUAGGGUUCUUUAGACCAAUGAAGGGAGCAUGGAGGAACAUUUUAAAUGAAUGGAAAGAAAGUGACCAAGGUAGGAAGCUGAGAACAAUCCCCAAAGAGAGUUUUCCUGUUUUUCUGAAAAUGUUAGUUGAAAAUCUAAAAGAGAAGAGCAGCCAGAAUUUAAAAUCAGGUUUUCAAGCAUGUGGCAUAGUUCCUCUAAAUCAGGACGCUGUUCUCAAAAAACUUGUUGGCAACGAGAUGGCUUCAAGUGAUCUCCGUGAACAUGUGGCAGAGUCCUUUCUGAAUGAGAUGGAAAAGAAAAGAAAAUCAGUUGUUUGUGUUGUGCAAAGGAAAAGGAAGAAAAUUGAUUUGCCACCUGGAAAAGGUUUCACCACCGCUGACAUUCCUCACAUGAUCCAAUCUCAACCUACCACUCUGAUGGAAAUUCAAGAGCAGCAACCUUCCACCUCUGGAGUAGUUCAAGAGAUUCGGCAGAAGCCUCGUCAAACGAGCGGGACAAGGAAAAGGAAGGCCAUAAAAAGGAAACAAAAAGAUUUCUCAUCUGAAGAGGAAGAGGAGAGUGAGAAAAUAAUUGAUGAUGAAAGUGAAGACAGCGUAACAAGCAAUUUUUUUCAAGAUUCUUCUAAUUAUUCUGAGGAGGACAAGUCUGAGGAUGAACAAGAACCCCUCACUCCAGCACCUGUCUCUGAACCGCAGUACGUAAAAGGAGAUUAUGUAGUGGUGACAUAUGAGGGAAAAAAUUAUCCUGGUAUUGUCAUUGACCUGGAUGAUGAUGAUAUUCAUGUAUCGACUAUGAUUCCCGGUGGAAAGUACUGGAAAUGGCCAGAAAAAGUCGAUUCAAUUUGGUACAAACGUCAUGCUGUUUUAUUCAAAGUUCCCCCACCUCGACAAAUAAGUAAAAGAGCAGUGUUUUGCAUAGACAUGAAGCCUUAAAUACACGUUGAUGAAUUGUAAACAUUUUGUAUUAACUUUAUAAUUGUAUUGUGUCAAUGUAUGGUCUGUAUCAGUAAAUCACUGUAUCGUAGUUCAUUGUAUUAAGCUAAAAUGUUUUUGUGUAUGUUUAACUUUAUUUUUUCUUCAAUGAACAUGUGUUUUGUGGUCUAAAAUAUAUUGAUUACUUAUUUUUGUAAAGCAAAAUGUAAUUUAUGGGGUUAGAAUGUGACACUACUAACUUAGCAGCAAAUAUAAUACAAUAUUGCUAACGUCACAUUCUCACCCCACUCAUUGGGGUGAGAAUGUGACAAACAAUUGUUUUAAUAAAAACAUUUUAAAUACAUUUUUGAAAAUAUCAAUUUUCAGAAAAGUAAGAAAAAGGUGUUAUCCAUCAUAAAUAAAAUUUUCAGUCCAUAAAUAUAAAUACUGUAGUUAGGGCAAGUCAAAAACUAAGAAACCUGUCACAUUCUCACCCCGUUUUACGGUAAUAAAAAAGGUUUUUUUAAUUAUGUGUAAUACAUGUAUAACAAAUAUCAUAAGUUAAGUUAAUAGAGUACAAAAGCAAUAAGAAAGUGGUUUUCUAUAGCCUGUUUUCUAAAUGGGGACCAGAUUCCUUGUUCCUGAAAACAACAAAAAAAAAAAAACAAUUUGUGCAUGUACUUACAUAAGCGCAUUAGUUACAAGUUAUAUGUACUUACUUGGCGUGAUUAAAAAAAAA